This is a messenger RNA of Astyanax mexicanus (Mexican tetra), 3248 nucleotides long. RefSeq names its product myb-like protein X. Lineage: Eukaryota; Metazoa; Chordata; Actinopteri; Characiformes; Acestrorhamphidae. The record is from RefSeq and is a predicted model, not a curated record. Gene Ontology annotation, molecular function: GTP binding. Bases 82 to 2652 code for a protein of 856 amino acids. The transcript is spliced from 3 exons.
UUGCCUUGCCCUCUGUAUUGUUUGUUCUCCGUUGCCGAACUAUUUUUGUACUUGCCAUUUUUUCUGCUGGAUUUACCAUGUAUGACCCAAUUUUGCCUUUUACACUCUGGUAUGUUGUUUAUAAUUGCUGCCUUCCUGUUUUUCUUUUUGUUUUCAGCAUUACCAAAAACAUGGAACCUGGUGCUGUGUGGGAGGGAGGCAGAAACAAAGGCAUCCGUGUCUAAACUUUUAUUAGAAAAAAAUAUUGAAGUAUGUGGACGUCUGAUCUCCCUGGUGGAGCUUCCAGCUCUCUACAGCUCUCAGCUCUCAGAGGAGGAAGUGAUGCAGGAGACUCUCCGCUGUGUCUCUCUCUGUGAUCCUGGAGUUCAUGCUUUUCUCCUCGUCCUUCCUGAGGGACGUCUCACUGAUGAAGAUAAAGGAGAACUGGAGAAGAUCCAGAACAUCUUUGGCACUGAACUGAAAAGCCUCUCACUUGUCCUCAUUGCCCAACAACUUCUGAACAAAGAAUUAGAUGAGUCUGUUAAGAAAAUGAUCAACAGUUUUGGGGGACGAUAUAUUUUUUUCAACAUCAAAACAGAUGCUGCAAAUCUGAUGACAUGCUUAAAGAAGCUUUUUAGAGAUAAUGGAGAUUGUCAUUACACAAUGGCUAAGUUUGUUGAUGCUCAGGUUGAAACACAGCUGAAGUACAAAAGGACAAUUGAAAAUCUACUAAAAGAAAUCAAAGAUCUCCAGACAAGGAACAAGGAUCAACAAGAAGAUCUGUUCAGAAACCAUGACACUCUGCGGAUUGUCCUGCUGGGGAAGACUGGAGUUGGAAAGAGUGCGACUGGGAACACCAUCUUGGGAAAUGAAGUGUUUAAGGAAGACUUUGGUGAAUCAGUUACCAUUGUGUGUCAGAAAGAAACAGCUGAAGUCAACGGCAGGCAGAUUACAGUAAUUGACACUCCGGGACUUUUUGAUACAAAUGUUGAUAAUGAAGAGAUCACUAAAGAAAUCACUAGAUGCAUCUCCAUGGCAGCUCCAGGUCCACAUGUGUUCCUGCUGGUGCUGAGUGCAGGACAGCGCUUCACACAAGAAGAGCAAGACACAGUGAAGAUGAUCCAAAAUACUUUUGGGGAGAAGUCUAAAAUGUACACGAUUGUGCUCUUCACUAAAGGAGAUGCACUAAAAGGAAAACCCAUUAAAGAGUACAUAACGAAGUCUGGGACUAAACUACAAAAAUACCUGCUUGAAUUUGGAAACAGAUAUCAUGUGUUCAAUAACAACAAUAAUAAUACCAACACCACCCAGGUCACUGCUCUACUGGAGAAGAUCGACUCCAUGGUGAAAGUGAAUGGAGGGAGCUGCUACACUAAUGAGAUGUUCCAGCAGGUGGAAAAAGCUCUUCAGCAAGAUCAGGAGAGAAUCCUGAAGGAGAGAAAAGAGGAGAUAGAGAGAGAGAAAGAAGAACUGAGAACUAAACAUGAAGCUGAGCUGGAGAAACUGAGAAAACAGAUGCAAGAACAAAAAGAGGAGCAAGAAAAAGCAGACAGGAGAAAAGAGGAUGAAUUUAAAGAAAGAGCACUGCAAAUAAAAAAAGAGAUGACAGAAAGAGAACUGAUACAAAGAGAAGAUUUCAAGAAGAGAAGAGAAGAGGAUGAAAAACAAAUGAAAGAGUGGAUAGAUCAAAUAAACAGAGAAAGGGAGGAAACCAGAAAACAGUGGGAAAAACAAAGAGAGGACGAUCAGAGACGGAGAGAUCAAGAGGAGGAGCAGAGAAGAAAGGCAGAAGAAGAUUGGAAGAAACAACAGAGCGAAGAAAAAGAGAAUUUUGAGAGAGAAAGACGAUUAAUACAAAAAGAAAAGGAAAAUCAGCAGAACUUACAGAAGGAGUACGAAAGAAAGAAACAAGAGGAGGAGAAAAGAAUAAGAGAAUUAGAAGAGAAAAUUAAACAUGCAGAGGAAAGUAAAAAGAAGGAGCUGCAGGAGCAACUGUUAGCUCAGCAGAGAGAAUGGGAGAGGAUAAAGGACGAGGAGAAGAGGAGAGAGGAACAGCAGCGGUGUUGGGAGAAAAAAAUGGCAUCUAUUGAGGAAUGGAAUUUACAGCAGAUCAGAAAACAAAAAAAUUAUGAAUGGGAAAAACAAAAAGAAAAAACGGAGAGAGAAAUUAAAGAAAAGGAGAGAAAAGAGACAGAAGAAAAAGAGAAGAGGAGGAUAGAGACUGAAGCAAAUGAGAAGUUAAGAAAGAUGGAAGAAAAAAUGAAAGCAGAGAGAGAAAAAGAGGAGGAAGAAAAAAGAAAAAGGGAUGAACAGUUCCAAAAGGAACUGAAAGAUCAGCUGCAGAAACAGCGAGAUACGUUUGAAAGAGAGAAAGAGUUAAAGGAGCAAAAACGGAUCAAUGAAGAAAAGAUAAACAUUGACUUCCUUAAAGAAACUCACAAGAAGGAGAUGAAUGAGCUGAAGACUCAGACUGAAUCCGCAGCAAGAAAACAGGCAGAGGCAGAUUUUAAUGCGCAACUUGAUGAAAAAGUUAAAGAAGCAAAACAAAAAGGAUUUGAAGAGGGUUUUGAACAAGCAGAGGCAGACAGAACAAUACCAGGUCGAGCUGUAGAUAGAUUUGUCAAUUAUGUUUGUGGGUCAAAGAACAAAGAAAACGGAAAAAAAGAUAAUUGAAUAAGUCAAUAGGUGUUUUAAAGAGUGUUCAAUCAGACCAAUUAUUGCCAUUUUUAGAUAUCUGUGCUCAAAAGUCUGAAAUGUAUUCAAUGCCUUCAAACAUGCUCCGCCUUGUGCGAGUUUUGCUGCUGUGUAGCACUGUUGGAGCUCCCCCUAGUGUCUAUUCUGCCAUUCUACCCUACACCAUGCAUCUCAUUCCACUGAUUGACAGCAGGGAAGCUGGGGAACACAACCUCAAAACCUUCGCAUGGAGCUUACAGACACAGGCUAAUUAUAUACAGCUGGAGCUUAUUUACUCUUUAGAGAAAGGCUUCAUUUCAGCCUGGACAUGAUUCCAAACAGGAUGAGAAUGUAAACCCAUCAGAAUGGAUUUAGUAAUGAACAGUGUAGCUUUAAUGAUAGACUAAGCUUUAGCCUACUAUUUGCCUACUCACACAGCCAGCUCUGUGGUAUCUAAUGCUAGCUAGCUACUUUAGCUUAGCUUGACUUAUGCUAUAACGCUUGACUAACUCACAGCUACAGGAGAACAGCAGUUGAAUGCUGCUCUUCAGAAACUCUGUUUCUAACUUUAAAACCCUAAAAAAGUGUUAGUUUUA